Messenger RNA from Coccinella septempunctata (seven-spotted ladybird), 1054 nucleotides. Its product is annotated as peroxisomal biogenesis factor 19. The transcript has 4 exons. NCBI's taxonomy places the organism in Eukaryota, Metazoa, Arthropoda, Insecta, Coleoptera, Coccinellidae. Gene Ontology annotation, biological process: protein import into peroxisome membrane. The record is from RefSeq and is a predicted model, not a curated record. Bases 101 to 943 code for a protein of 280 amino acids. Gene Ontology annotation, cellular component: peroxisome; peroxisomal membrane.
UGGCAACGUUACCCCAUAUCAAUGAUUGACAGAAGUGUAACCUACAAUUAAUAAUUAAUAACACAAGACAAAUAAAUUUUAAUACAGAGAAGAAUUGGAAAUGGCUGAAAAUCCAGAAGUAACCAAUUCUAAUGAGGACAAAGAAUUGUCCGACUUAUUAGAUAGUGCUCUCAAGGAUUUCUCCAGCUCCCAGGACAAAAAAGACAAUGCAAAAUCUGCUUCGAGCAGCACUAAGGAAGAGGAGGAAGAUGAAAAUUUGGAAGGUGAAUGGAACGAAGAACUUAUAAAAACACUAACUCAAUGUUACAAUUCGGAUAUGAUGAAAAUGUUCAGUCCGGGAGCACCAUCAAUGUCCGAAAAGGAUAUCGGCGAUGCAAUCAAGCAAAUAGCUGGUAAAACUAAAUCCUUCAGUACCCCAAGAACUGCUCCAAGUGAUACUGGAACCCUUUCAGCUAGCGGCCAAGUGUUUUUAAACCAAGAUGGGGGAGAAAUGUUCCCGGAUUUUGAAGAAACAAUCUCGCAGGCUGUACAAGAGCUCACUCAGGGCUUGGAUAAGAGUAAACUGAACGAUGUGAUGGCCGGAGGUGAUCCUAAUGCAUUUUUCUCGUCCUUCAAUCAGAAUAUGAUGCAAUGUUUACUGUCCAAAGAGGUGCUUCAUCCUGCUUUGAAGGAGAUCUUGGAUCAGUUCCCAGAUUGGUUGAAGAAUAAUAAGGAAAAAAUCAGUGCGGAAGAUUAUCGGAGGUACGAAACACAAGAAAAAUUGAUAUCUCAAGUUUGUGGUAUUUUGGAGAAAGAGCAAGAUUCAGACAGUAACGAUGUCAAAAAUAAGAGAUACGAAGAGGUGCUUGAACUUAUGAUUAAGCUUCAAGAUUACGGUCAGCCGCCAGUUGAGUUGGUGGGGGAAGUGAAUCAGGUGGAUCCAAAAAAUUGCGUUGUUAUGUAACGGCAGUGGAAAUAAUAUAAUUUUGAAUACUAGUGUAUAAUUUAUGAUUAGUGUUGGCUUGUGUAAGAGAUAGUGAAGCAAGAAAAUGAUUUGAAGGAAUUUUUUCAAAUU